ACUCGCACACAAGAUGGUGAGGGGUAGAGACUAUAAGAAGCUGCAAAUGGUAGCGAGAGAGUCACUUCAUGAUAUCCUACUGACGUCUACAUUGACAGAAAACGUUGACUGAUAGAGUAGCAACAGCAUCUAAAGAAACUCUUCACACUUGCACCAGGACUGCACGCUAGGGCGACUUCAGUUGAUCUCUACAACGAAACCAGCUCUACUUCUUUAACUGAAAAUGCCUCUAAAGCUUACUACUGUGAUCCUUGUGUGUGUUGGUAGUUUGUUCUUGUGUGCGAGCGCUCAAAGCCUAUCACGAGACUACGGGGUGAAACUGUGCGGCAGAGAGUUUAUUAGAGCCGUUAUCUUCACGUGCGGCGGGUCCCGUUGGAAACGAUCCUUAGACGAACACUUGGAUCCCUUCCAGCCCGGUUCCUACAGUGAUGUCACAGAGGGCGAGGACAGCAGAAUCAACUGGCCUCACGGACAUGGUCUAGACCAGGCAGCAGACCACCCUCUCCAGCUCUCCUCCUCAUCCUCCCUGGCAGACCUGCUCUCACUCUUGGGCGGAGUGGGAGACCAUAGGGGGUUAAUGGUUGAUGUCAACCCCAGCGAGGGGCUUCAGAACCAGGCUUCAGCGCUGGGAGGAGUGGCCAAGAACCCGAGCAUCAACUGGCCACGCCGCGACAGACAAAAGAGGAACUUUUCCCUGGGCUUAGCUGGCAUGUGCUGUAACCAGGGUUGCACUAAGAAUGACAUUGGGCGUCUGUGCUGAGUGAGACUGGGGUAGUACAGAGGUAGUGGAGGUGGACACUGGCUGAGGGAGCUCCCCCUGUACAGAACGGAGAAUGUUGCUCAAAUUCUCCUUUCUGUACAGGGUGAGGAGAGCUCCGCCUUCUCUCUGUGUUGAUGGACUGGGUGUGAGAGACAGCAGUUUUACAUUUUAAUUUCAGUGUUUCCAGAUAAUCACAAGGUUUGGGUUGUUGAUGGGGGGAACUUUGAAAACGGCUUUGUAUACUUUUCUGUAUAUUGUGAAAGGAAAAUAGUUUACAUUUAAUUUUAAUUGCUCAAAUUUUGUCUCAUCGUUAAAUUCAUGACUUUGCUACUGAAGCAAGAGCAUCAUUGUACUUCCCUGAGAAAUAAAAUAGUUUCAAUGACAUGAAAAUGUAACAACCCACCACAAAUACCCCAUUACAAUACUGAGAAAAAAAUGUUGUGUAUGUAAAAUGUUAAACUAAUCAAAUAUCAAUAUA
Molecule: messenger RNA, 1238 nt
Organism: Oncorhynchus tshawytscha (Chinook salmon)
Lineage: Eukaryota; Metazoa; Chordata; Actinopteri; Salmoniformes; Salmonidae
Product: relaxin-3-like
Exons: 2
Coding region: 224-760 (178 amino acids)
Cellular component (GO): extracellular region
Molecular function (GO): hormone activity
Source: RefSeq, a predicted model, not a curated record